UGUGACGGAGAGUUUCGACGGACAACGGUUUUGCAUGCUGCCUGGCCGAAAAUUACGAAGAAGGGACGCAGUCACGCGUGGUUGUUUUUCCAGCACGUGCAUGACAUUUUAUUACGUUGGGUUCGCUGUUCCUUAAACCGCGUUUGGGGGUUUCAUGCAUAUUUUGGGGACCGGAUCGUGAUUUCUAGGAAGGAUUUUUAGUUUUUAAGCGACGCGGGCAGAAAAUAAUCGUUAGCUGUGUCUGUAUGGUGGUGUCUGGUUGACCCAGUUCGGUGUGACGCUGCUUAUCUUGAUCGCAUAAUUUCGGUCUCUGAGUUCAUCGUCAAUCAAGGCCGCGAGGACCUUGCUGCUUUCUGAACGGGGUUCCUGGAUAUUUGCCUCGGAAACGGGAAAACUUGAUAGAUACUUGCUCUAUCUCAAAGCAGAUGCGCGACGAUGGGCGGCAGUAAGAUCAGCCCCAGCACCCACACCCCCUCCUCCGCCGGCACCCUGCCCCCCGCGCCCCCGGGGGCCGACGCGUGUCCGCUGCUGUCCAGAUUCAAGGAGGCCAUCCGGCGCAUCAAGGAGCAGAAGCAGCGGCCCGGCUUCGACCGCAUGCUGCAGACGCUGAAGACGCACCACGAGGUGCACGACGCAAAGGAGGUGCGUCGCCAGCUGGAGCUGGCCGUCAGCACGGGGCUCUUGCUCACCGUGUACACGAAGGGCCUGCAGUGCUACAAGGACCCCGACAGUCUGCUCGGCCUGCGCCGCUUCAAGAUCGACACCGUCAACACCCGCAGCCGGGUGCAGCGCGCCGUCAAGGCGGCUGUGCGGGAGAUCGGCGAUCCGGAGGGCUCAUCGCCGGAGGAGAUUGAGAAUUACGUCCGCCUGUCGUUUACGUAAGGAACUCUGGUGUUA
This is a messenger RNA of Paramacrobiotus metropolitanus, 897 nucleotides long. Its product is annotated as histone acetyltransferase KAT6A-like. The coding region runs from base 436 to 882 and encodes 148 amino acids. The record is from RefSeq and is a predicted model, not a curated record. Lineage: Eukaryota; Metazoa; Tardigrada; Eutardigrada; Parachela; Macrobiotidae. Gene Ontology annotation, molecular function: DNA binding. The transcript is spliced from 2 exons.